AUGAAUCAGUUGGGCCUAUGGAAGAAAUUAUGGAGAUGCUGGAUUCAACCAAAAAUUAGAUACUUCGUCUGGCGAAUUUGUCAUGGAACCCUUCCAUGCAGCGAUAACUUAAUGAAGCGACCUGUUCCGGUGUUAAACCAUUGUCCUUGGUGUGUUUCGGAAAAGGAAACUGACCUCCACGCUCUCAGUGAAUGCGAAGAAGUAAGGGGUCUUUGGCUGCUGUCACUUCAAGGACUGCGAGUUCGUGAUUAUCAAAUUCCUUCGAUGGUAGAUUGGUUAAACAUUAUGUUCUCAGCUCCAAAAAAUGAAAAGAUCCAAAAUUUCAUAACUAGCAUAGGUGGUAGAGAGUCUCAGUUAGAUCGCUCCCCUCGACUUCUUGAGGUCUAUUCUUGGCAAGCUCCACCCCGCAACACUAUUAAGAUUAAUUUUGAUGUUGUUGUUGCUGCUCAUAAGAUUUUAUCUGUUGCUGCUGCGGUUUGCCGUAAUGAUCUUGGUGUUGUGAUAAAGUAUGGUGUUUCUAUGUUUCAUGGAGUGGUGGAUGCAAAACUGGAUGAAGCACAAACAGUUCUUUUCGGGCUGCAGCUAGCUGAACAGUUCUCUGAACAUAUGUUAGUCGUGGAAUUUGAUGCUCUAUUGCUUAUCGUGGAUGAUUGCAUGGAUAUUGUUAAAGAUAGGGUUGUUGUUUUCCAACAUAUUCAUAGAAAUGAUAAUGUUGUUACCCAUGCCCUUCCUAAAUGCGGUAUUUUCUAUGGCAGAUCUCGUAUUUUUGAUGGUGAAAUUUCUUUCUCGGUCAAUAAGCUUGUAACUGAUGUUCCUUAG
Messenger RNA from Mercurialis annua (annual mercury), 819 nucleotides. RefSeq lists its product as uncharacterized. Lineage: Eukaryota; Viridiplantae; Streptophyta; Magnoliopsida; Malpighiales; Euphorbiaceae. The transcript has 3 exons. The record is from RefSeq and is a predicted model, not a curated record. Gene Ontology annotation, molecular function: RNA-DNA hybrid ribonuclease activity; nucleic acid binding. The coding region runs from base 1 to 819 and encodes 272 amino acids.